AUGGCGAUUCAAUCCGCCUUCAGCUCCUCAUUUCGGCGGGAUUUGGGAGGCUGCCGUCAAGUCUCUCAAGCAUCAUUUGAGGCAACCCUGACCUACGAGGAGAUGAGCACUCUUCUCGCUCAGGUAGAAGCGUGCCUUAAUUCACGACCUCUUCAGGCUCUUUCAGAUGAUCCGGAAGACUUCUCCGCCCUCACGCAAGACCACUUCCUCGUGGGAUCCGCUCUGACCGCCAUACCUGAACCUUCCCUACUGGACCAGCCGAUGAACCAGCUGGCCUGUUGGCGGCUCCUUCAAAAGAUGCGGGACCAUUUCUGGGAAAGAUGGUCCCAGGAAUACCUCCACUCGCUAAUACAUCGCCCUAAAUGGUGGAACAAGGAAUCGGGCUUCACAGUCGGCCGAUUAUGCCUCAUCCGAAACGAAAACCUGCCACCGACGAAAUGGCCUUUGGUACGCAUCAUUCGGAUCCAUCCCGGAGAAGACGGUCAAAUCCGUGUUGUGACCCUCCGUACGGCUACCACAGAAUUAACCCGGCCUAUAGUAAAGCUCAUUCUUUUGCCGGUCGCCGAUAGCGAGGCAAGCAAGGAGGCUCAAAUUUGA
Formica exsecta is the source of this 597-nucleotide messenger RNA. RefSeq lists its product as uncharacterized. Lineage: Eukaryota; Metazoa; Arthropoda; Insecta; Hymenoptera; Formicidae. The record is from RefSeq and is a predicted model, not a curated record. The transcript has a single exon. The coding region runs from base 1 to 597 and encodes 198 amino acids.